This is a messenger RNA of Auanema sp. JU1783, 1263 nucleotides long. The record is from the annotation of a GenBank genome assembly. Lineage: Eukaryota; Metazoa; Nematoda; Chromadorea; Rhabditida; Rhabditidae.
AUGAAUAUACCGGAAACUUCAAUGAUGAACUUACCGUUGUUAGAUUUUGAUGCGUCAGAGCUGAUGGAAACACAUGCUCGUUCCAUUCCUGUGGCUCUACUAUACGUGACUAUGAACAGUUUUGUUGCAGAUUUUUCUCAUGAACCUGAUGCUAGAGUUGCAUUUUGUGAUCUGAUUAGUCCCGAACCUAAAAAAACGAGAAAGCUGCUCUAUCUAGUGUCGGAGUUUCUGAAGUUUCACAAAAUCUAUGACCCUAUUUUUUCCACUGUGUCCAAGCAAUAUGAAGAUCAGAAAAGGCAAUUAGAUGAUUUGAAAGAGAAAAUCGACAGGGAAGAAAAACGCAAGUCGCACUUAAAAGCUGAAAGAGAAUCGAGGAGUAGACGAGAAAAUGCGCUGCGUGUCGAAAUUGGAAAACAAUCAGCACUCCUACAGAAACAUCUAAAAGAAGCGAGUUCAUAUGUAGAGCUCCGCAAAGAAUGUAUUCAACAAAUUGAGGACGCCAAUGAGGAGAAAAAAAAGCUGCUUUCGGUUAAAGAAGAUUUGAAUGCUCAACUCGACUAUGUUUCGAAGGGUAUUAUUGAAUCCCCAGAAAAAAUAUCAUCUGAGCUGGAACAUCAACGACAAGAUCUCGAUCGGCUUCGAGACGAUUGUGCAAACACAAGGAAGAAUAUGAUAGAAAUAAAAGGCAGAGUGGAUAUGAUCCCUUUGAUUGACAAGCAGCUGGACGGCUUUUGUGAGGAUUAUGAAAAAAUGUGUAGCUUACAGAGUGAACUCGCGAAAUUGGGUGACGAAAGAGGAGAAAUUGCGCGUUGCUUAUGUGAAGCUGAACGAAAACUAGCCCAAGUUUUUGAAAAGUUUCAGAAUUAUGAUCAUCAGAUCAAGGAUCUGCAAGAAUCCAGUACUAAGGACGACAAGCUCCAUGUUGAGAGGAUGAAUAAUUUGAAGAAUAGACUCAUCGAACUGGAAACAGAAGCGGAACAUCAGAGAGAAGUGUACAAAGACAUGGGCAGUGACCUAAAAAAAUAUCAAAAGGAGUUAAUGAGUGUAAAAAUGGAGAAGUCUAAAUUGAUGAGAGAAGCUGAGGCUGAAGUAGCUGGAAUGACUAGAAGUUAUGAAGAAAUUAUACAGCAUUGUACAGAUGAAAAGCUGAAGUUCAACGAUAACAUGUUGUAUUUAAAAGAUCUCGUACAGACCAUGGUGUCUUCCUUGACAGGUGAUACCUAUCUGGAUACUACUAAUCCCACCGCAAUGGUAGAAAUUUGA